This is a messenger RNA of Lagopus muta (rock ptarmigan), 3341 nucleotides long. It is a transcript of the gene SNX33, whose product is annotated as sorting nexin 33. Gene Ontology annotation, molecular function: phosphatidylinositol binding; protein binding. The record is from RefSeq and is a predicted model, not a curated record. Gene Ontology annotation, cellular component: cytoplasmic vesicle; plasma membrane. Gene Ontology annotation, biological process: endocytosis; mitotic cell cycle; plasma membrane tubulation. NCBI's taxonomy places the organism in Eukaryota, Metazoa, Chordata, Aves, Galliformes, Phasianidae. The transcript is spliced from 2 exons. The coding region runs from base 248 to 1912 and encodes 554 amino acids.
GAGGCGGGAGGGGGGAGCGGGCGGCAAACUUCCAGAGAGACGUAAAUACGUCCAUCGGCGACCCCGCCGAUUAGCCGACGGGAGCCCGGAGCGGCGCGGCGGCAUGGGGCCGGCACGGCGCUCCCCCGGGCCCCGCGGUCCCGCUCCGGGGAUGCCGCCCGCCUGCGGGGCUCGGGCCCCGCUGCAGUGAGCCGGGCGCGGGGCCGCGACGCAGCGCUGCCGCUCCGCACGGCGGGGAGGCCGUGCCAUGGCGCUGCGGGGCAGGGCGCUGUACAACUUCCAGAGCGAAAACAAGGAGGAGAUCAGCAUCCAGGAGAACGAGGAGCUCGUGGUGUUCAGCGAGCGCUCGCUGGACGGCUGGCUGCAGGGCCGGAACAGCCGCGGCGAGACCGGCCUCUUCCCGGCCUCCUACGUGGAGAUCGUGCGCCCUCGCGCCGGCUCCGGGCACGCCGAGGGCUCCGGCAGCCCCGCCGGCUCGCCCGGCCACCUGCACGGCUUCAGCGCGGCGCCCGCCGGCCUCUCGUCCUACGGCAGCUUCGAGGAUGACGACGACGACGAUUGGGAUGACUGGGACGACUCUUGCACGGUGGUGGAGGAGCCCCGCGGCGCUGCCGGCACCAACGGGCACCCGGCGGCGGGACCAGAGCCCUACGGAGCGCCCCGUGCCAAGCCGACGCUGGAGAGGCAGGACAGCGUGGGCUCCUCCAAGAGGGGCAGCGUGGUGGGCAGGAACCUCAACCGCUUCUCCUGCUUCGUGCGCUCGGGCGUGGAGGCCUUCAUCCUUGGCGACGUGCCCCUCAUGUCCAAGAUUGCCGAGGCUUACAGCAUCGAGAUGGGCUGCAAGGGUCCGCAGUGGCGAGCCAACCCGCACCCCUUCAUCUGCUCCGUGGAGGAUCCCACCAAGCAGACCAAAUUUAAGGGCAUCAAGAGCUACAUCUCCUACAAGCUGACCCCCAGCAACUUCAACUCGCCCGUGUACCGGCGCUACAAGCACUUUGACUGGCUCUACAACCGCCUGCUGCACAAGUUCACCAUCAUCUCGGUGCCCCACCUGCCCGAGAAGCAGGCCACGGGGCGCUUCGAGGAGGACUUCAUCGAGAAGCGCAAGCGGCGCCUGAUCCUGUGGAUGGAGCACAUGACGAGCCACCCCGUCCUGUCGCAGUACGAGGGCUUCCAGCACUUCCUCCGCUGCCGCGAUGAGAAGCAGUGGAAGCUGGGCAAGAGGCGAGCUGAGAAGGACGAGAUGGUGGGCGCCAGCUUCCUGCUCACCAUCCAGAUCCCCACCGAGCACCAGGACCUGCAGGACGUGGAGGACCGCGUGGACGCCUUCAAGGCCUUCAGCAAGAAGAUGGACGACAGCGUCCUGCAGCUGACCAACGUGGCCUCCGAGCUGGUGCGCAAACACGUGGGGGGGUUCCGCAAGGAGUUCCAGAAGCUGGGCAAUGCCUUCCAAGCCAUCAGCUACUCCUUCCAGAUGGACCCCCCCUACAGCUUGGAUGCCCUCAACAAUGCCAUCUCCCACACGGGCAAGACGUACGAGGCUGUGGGGGAGAUGUUUGCGGAGCAGCCCAAGAAUGACCUCUUCCUCAUGCUGGACACUCUCUCUUUGUAUCAGGGGCUCCUUUCCAACUUCCCAGACAUCAUCCACCUCCAGAAAGGAGCCUUUGCAAAGGUGAAGGAGAGCCAGCGGAUGAGCGACGAGGGCCGGAUGGACCAGGAGGAGGCGGAUGGGAUUCGCAAGCGCUGCCGCGUGGUGGGCUUCGCCCUGCAGGCUGAGAUGAACCACUUCCACGAGCGGCGCGUGGCCGACUUCAAGAGGAUGAUGCAGUCCUACCUGAAGCAGCAGAUCAUCUUCUACCAGCGUGUCAGCCAGCAGCUGGAGAAGACGCUGCGCAUGUAUGACAACCUCUAACACACCUGCCUGCCGCCCGUCCCGCAUCGCACCGCUUCCAGCCACGGCCUCGCAGAGCAUCUCUGCUUGGCAGGGCUGAGAACGGGUGGGAACUCAUGACGCUAGUGACCAAAUACCUUUGGGCUUUCCUCCAGCCUGGCUGCAGGACUGUGGUGAGGACAUGUGUGCUCCCAGGGGGACAGAUGGACACGUGUGCCCGUGGCACCAGCCUGUGGUUUUUAGCUUUCCAAAAACCCGUCCUCAUGAAGCACUGUGGCUCACUGGGAGGAGAAAUCCAAGCGGUCGACAUUUUGCACAAUGAAAGUUUUUCUGAUGGGAAAGAAAACACAAAAAGGUCUUUAUUUGGAAGAGGGUUUUUUUUUUUUUCUUCCCCUCUCCCCCCCAGUAUUUUCCAUUUUUCGCAAAUGUUUCUGCAGCAUUUUUACCAGUUUUUAAAUAGACGCAGGCCAACGGAAAUCUCUUUUCUCAAGCACUGCUGUUGACUGGAAAAAGGGAUAUAAAAAACAAAAACAAAAAAAAAAACCAAGCCAGCCCACAGCGUUUUCAAUAAAAAACGUCAGUAGAAACCUCCCUCCUCAGCCCCCGCUCUGUCCCUGGGACGUUGCUGGGAAGCAGAGGAAGGGCUCUGCGGAGGGGGCACGGCGCUGGGCAUUCCUCCCGAGCAUCCCCGGCGGCGAGCACGCAGGGCUGGCACGAGAGCUGUGUUUGUGAAGGGAAAUGGUUGGGAUAAAUCACAGCAAGGGAAGUCGGGCCGGCCUGGCCAGGCUCCAGGGUUAAAAUUAGCCCCAGCGUGCGGGCCGGCGUUGGGAUAACUGCUGUGCUGGGAAGGCAGCGCGCUGCGCUCGGCCGUCCCUGACCCCCUCAUCCCUCCCCACAGGGACAGCAUGACAUCCUCAAGGAGGGACGUGCUUCCUCCUGCAUCCCAUUCUCAUCCCACCCCAUCUCCAGGCUGUCCUAUCCCCAUCCUAUACCGUGUCACCCCAUCCUCAUCCCACCCCGUCCCCAGCCUACUCUGGUCCCAUACUUCCCUGUCCCCGUGCUUCCUUGGCUCCAUCCUUCUCUGUCCCCAUCCUGCCCCACCCUGUCCCCAGCACAACCUGGUCCUACCCCACUCUGUCCCGUCCUACCUUGGCUCCACCCUGCCCCAACCCCAUCCCACACCAUUCCCAUCUCACCCCAUUUCCAUCUCACCCUGCCCACAUCCCAGCCUGAUCCCGUCCUUCUCCAUUCCCGUCCCAUCUCAUCCCUAUUCUACCUUGUCCCUAUCCUAUCUUGGCUUCAUCCUAUUCCAACCCUAUCAAAAUUCAUCCCAAUCCUACUCUGUUCCUAUACUUUCCCAUCCAUUUCCUAUCUUGACUCCCCCCUCCCUUCUCCCCAUCCCACUCUGGUCCCAUUCUACCCUAUCCUUCUUCUACCCCAUGCCCACCAU